AUACGAUGUAUGACGUGUGUGUGUGAGCGGUGUGCCCAAUAAAAUAGCUGUGCGCCGCAUUUACGUUAUCAUACGCUUUCCCUCUUUAAACGUCCACAAAAAUUAUCAGUCUCGUUCGUAACAUCUAGUAAACGGACGGCCUACAGUUUAUUAACAAAUUUUUUGAUCCUCCCAUUCAUAGUCAAGUAUGGAGGACUUGAGUUUCGUUCCCGACCUCCCGAGCGGGCCUCUGGAUAAGUACAGAAAAACUGCCUCCUUCGACUGGAAACGCCUCAAGUUGGCGCUGGAAGGUGAUAUAGAGCUCCUGAAACUCAAGUACAAAAUAUGGCAGACGCUGGAGAAGGAUCCGCUGUUCGCACACAACACGGUGAGCCCGUCGGUCGAGGAACAGAAACGUAUCACUCAACUGCAGCUCAAGAAAAUAAACGAGUACAAAUUCCACACUAAAGAAAUGGUCAACUCUAGUUAUAGUCGAAGGACACGCACAAUAAUGACAAUAAACGAGGCGGUGCAGUCUCUGAACCCCAGCGUCUCAGUCAAGAUGGCGAUCGGCAUAUAUUUGUUUUCAAAUGCCUUGCUAUCCCUCGGUACUGAGCGGCACCACAAGUUCUACGAAGCUACCUUUGUUAAUCGAGAGACUUUAGCAAGUUUCGCGCUAACGGAGAUCGCGCACGGGUCGGACGCGCGCCUGAUGCGCACGACGGCGACGUACGACCCGGAACACAAGCAGUUCGUCAUACACACGCCAGACUUCGAAGCGGCUAAAUGCUGGGUUGGUAAUCUAGGUAGAACAUGCACACACACAUUGCUGUUCGCUCAGCUGAUCACACCAGACGGCACCAACCACGGUCUUCAUGGGUUCCUGGUACCCAUCCGCAACCCUGAAACUCUGGAGACAUAUCCUGGUCUCAUUGUAGGAGACAUGGGCGAGAAGAUUGGCGUCAAUGGAAUUGAUAAUGGUUUCAUAAUGUUCAACCAGUACCGGAUACCCCGGGAGAACCUCCUGAACCGUACAGCUGACGUCACGGAGGAGGGUAUCUACGAAUCCUCAUUCUCAGACCCCUCCAAAAUCCUGGGAGCCGCCCUUGAGAACCUCUCAGCAGGUCGUAUAGGCAUAAUGCAGGAGAGCUGCCACUCGAUAGCGAGCGCGGUUUCCAUAGCGAUCCGGUACGCGGCGACGCGUGCGCAGUUCGGUGAGAGAGACAACGAGAUCUCACUCAUCGAGUACGAGUUACAUCAAUGGCGUCUGUUCGGAUACGUAGCAGCCGCAGUAGUGUUCAGGAUGUACAUAGAGAAUUUCAGCAGGGUAUACUUAAACAUCGUCGAGAAAUCCAACGCCGGCCUCAAAGUCGAUAACUUGAGCGAGGCAGUGUCAGAGAUCCACGCGAUGGUAUCGUGCAGCAAGCCACUGCUGACGUGGACAGUCCUCGCCGCCGCGCAGCAGUGCAGGGAGGCCUGCGGGGGACAUGGGUACCUUAAAUGCUCAAAUCUAGGCGACAUCCGCAGCAACCACGAGGCAACAGUGACAUACGAAGGCGACAACAAUGUGCUAUCGCAACAGACAGGCAACUGGUUACUGAGACAGUUUGACGCGGCGCGUAAUGGCGGCACUGUCGACUCUCCGCUCAAUACAGUCACCUUUUUAAAAGAUUGGGAACGAUGCCUAGCCGUCAGGUUCCGGUGUAGAACGACAGAUGAGCUCAAAACUAGAGAGUUUAUAACAUCAACAUACAGAUGGCUUAUAUGUUGGCUUUUGAAGGAGACACAUGAUAAAUAUGAGUCAGAAAUAGCCAAAGGUCUGUCAAAGUUCGAGGCCCGUGCGAGAUCACAAGUUUACAAAUGGAGAGAGCUAACGAAGUCGUAUGCUGAGUACUUAGCGAUAAUAUUCUUCUUGGAGUCUAUGGACAAGAAGGAAGAUGGUUUGAAGCCAGUGCUGCACAAGUUGUUCUGUCUAUACGGGCUCUGGUCUCUGGACCAGCAUCUAGUUGAAUUGUAUCAGGGAGGAUAUUCACAGGGUGAAUCACUAGCACGGUUAUUGCGUGAUGCGAUAUUGGAGUUAUGCGCCGAGCUGAAGGGAGAGGUGGUCAGUAUAGUGGACGCGCUCGCACCCACUGACUUCGUGCUCAACUCCGUGCUCGGGAAGAGCGAUGGGAAGCUCUACCAGAACAUACAGAAGGCGUUCUUCAGCCAACCCGGAGCGUUCGAGCGCGCCCCCUGGUGGCGCGAGGUGGUCACACUGCCGCGCUCCAAGAUAUAAUGCCACUAACUAGCUCAUCUGUCUGUAAGCUAUUACCAGUUCAUUUGAGACGAAUCUGAAUUGAGAAUUUACUAAAAAUAUUUUGAAAAUGCAUGAAAACUGAAGUUGCAGUUUCCACUGGGGUGUAAAAGAUUGAAUUUAUUCUAUGUUAGUCAGUUAUAUGCUGUAUUUACUUCUUUGUAUAAACUUUAUGAAGGGCGUUUUUCAAGUCCCCAAGGAAAGGGGAGGAACUCACUCUCCAAUAACCUCACUCACACGGUGAAACACAACGCAAGCGUUAUUUCACGUCGGUUUUCUGUGAGGCCGUGGUGUCACUCCUAUCGAUCCGGCCUAUUCGUGCCGAAACAUGGCCAUGCAAAGAAACUGCCAUAAGCCAAGUUACUUUGAAACAGAUAGAGAAAUAACUAAAAAUGGAUUUAGAUUGGUGCUAAUGAAUCUUCACAAUAUAUUUUCUAUGUAAUUUAGCAUUUUGGAUUCGUCUCGUGUAUUAGUAAUAAUACGACGCGGUCGGAAUGUUACUAUGUUGAAAUAACGAUGCAUUUAGCUUGCGUUUAUCGUACAAAUAUAAUUCAUAUAGUUUCUAAUCGAGGAUGGACGUAGUCUACGGUGCGAGGGACAUAAUUAUUGUGACUCCCUUACACAGAUUUUAUUUUAAUUAUCAUGUGAAUUAAUAUUUUUAAUUUUUGACGCACUACGGGUGUCGAAAUUGUUUAAUACUUGAGAUGUUUUGCAGUGCACAUUGUUUAAUGAACUUCAGUUAUUAUCGUUAUCUUUCAUGGUUUGGUUUAUACCCGGAGCGAUUAAAAGCUAGAAUAAUGUACUAUGAGUACAGUUAAGCUUAGUAUUCGGGUAUUAGUAUGAGAUCAUGUUGUUAGAAACGAAGAAAUUUUGAGAAAGCAUUAUAAAAAUAAUAUUUGAUCUAUUAAGUCUACUUUGUGCACUGUUAAAACGUGUUUUUAUUAUAGAUAACGGUAUAUUUGAAGCAAUGUUACCUUGGUAUAGUAUUAUAUAUUAUUUUUUAAUAUUUUAACACUGCCCAGUGCUUUUAGGAUAGAUAUUGUAAUUAUAUUUCACAAGACAUUGUAUUAUUUUCAGCAUAGCAACUAACUAAGACAAGACACAAUCUCCCGAGUUAUGGGUGUUUUACAAAAUAUCUGCAAAUUGUAGAAAGAUUUAUUCCAUACGAGAAUUGACACUAUGCAAACACCCAUUCUGGAUUAUUUUAAAGGGGGUUGGGUCUAUGCUGAGAAUAAUGUCGAUUAAUUAUUAUCUACAUAAAUCUGAGAUCGCAGUCAUUCUACUAGCGUUUAUACAAUUUAUUUUAUGGUAAUAAUUAUAUUUUGAUAGUCGAAUGUUGUUUUUAUUAUUUUAGGGUUUUAAAUGUUCAUGAUGAUAUAUUUUUUAAUAUUUUUAUUGUUCUAAGUUCAUACGGCUUGGUGGACGGUGUCAUUUUAUGUGCUAAUGAAGAGGAGGCAUUUAAAAAUACAUUUUUAUUAUGUGAUUAAAUGUUGAUUUUGAAGAAUUUGAACUCGGGCGAUAUGUUUUAGUUCGUAGUCGAUCUUGUAUGUAGUAUAUUUUAAUUCUAUAUUAUUUAUUUUUACGUUUCCUAGCCGUAUGGAUUUCACUCUAGUUUUCAUAAGUUUUAAGAUCACGUGUUUUAUUAUUAUUAUUAAAAUUGUUUGUAUCGAUAACAUAAACUUAUAUGACCUCGGUAUGAAAUAGAUAGUGUUUUAUGUAUGUGUUCGGAUUUAACAUGAUUUUACUGAAACUUUCAGUUACUGGAAGGUUAAGUUUACAGUACAAAUUACGUUUUAUUGUUUAUAAAUAAUUUUGGCUGUCACUUUUGUUAUUUUUAAUCUACAUUUUACCUUUUAACGAACAGGGUUCGAAUGGCCGGUUGUUAAACACGGUGGCGAAUGCGCUUGCGCGGGUUUUAACAUUCUCUUAACUUUAACCAAUGUUGCAGUAUUUAACAUAAUUUAUAAUUGAUUGUUACAGUAUGUAGAUAAUAUGAAAGUCAUUCUUCAAAUCUGUAGUUCUAGUUAACAUUUUAAAUAAACUUUCAUACCUCAUGUUUGUGUAACAUUUCAAAAAUGUAAAUAAAUAGUAAAAUCUAAUAUGUUAUAGUAUCUCAUAAUAAUGGAAUGUUAUGUUAUAACGAGCUGUGUCGAAAAUAAUAAAGAGUGCAAUUGUAAUUGUAAUUUCUUUUAUGUAUAAUUUUAAGUUUAUUUUCGGCUGUUUUACAUAGACGCCAUUAAUUUAGAUUAAAAGCUCGUUACAAAAAAUCCUCUAUCGUGUUUUAAAAUUGUUUUUCUGUAGAUUAAUCGUAAUCGGCCAAUAAAUAAAUUCUGUGGUAAUUUUUAACUAAUUAGACAAACCUUACUUCUAGAAGUGCCUUCCUUUCUGUAAUAAUCGUCGUGAUGUUAUGUAGAUUGUGUAAGCUAUUGUUUAUAUGGGACCGUUGAUAUUGUCAGAUGUGGAAUAUAAAUGGAGUAAAUAUUAUA
Molecule: messenger RNA, 4761 nt
Organism: Spodoptera litura
Lineage: Eukaryota; Metazoa; Arthropoda; Insecta; Lepidoptera; Noctuidae
Product: peroxisomal acyl-coenzyme A oxidase 3
Biological process (GO): lipid homeostasis; fatty acid beta-oxidation using acyl-CoA oxidase
Cellular component (GO): peroxisome
Molecular function (GO): pristanoyl-CoA oxidase activity; FAD binding; fatty acid binding
Source: RefSeq, a predicted model, not a curated record